This is a messenger RNA of Gongylonema pulchrum, 1242 nucleotides long. Lineage: Eukaryota; Metazoa; Nematoda; Chromadorea; Rhabditida; Gongylonematidae. The record is from the annotation of a GenBank genome assembly.
UUGCAGGUUGCUACUUACAUACCACAGCUAGCUCGCUCAGACCCGAACCACUGGGCUUUAUCAAUCUGUACCGUAGAUGGACAACGUCGCUCGUGGGGCGCUAGCAAAGUACCAUUUUGUAUGCAAAGUGUUUCCAAGCCCUUCACAUACGCCAUUGUUCUGGAUGAACUUGGAGCCGAGGAGGUCUCUUAUUCACAUAUUCACACAUCUGUGAAUGUCAGGCUUUUUCCAGAUAAACCGCAUAAUCCGAUGAUCAACGCGGGUGCAAUUCUGGUGGCCUCAUUGCUGAGGCGUGCCUCAUCGCUUGCCGAUCGUUUUGAUUUCGCACUGCAGAAACUGAAGCGUUUUGCUGCCGGCGGAUAUGUUGGCUUCAACAAUGCCGUCUUUCUAUCCGAACGUGACACCGCUGAUCGUAAUUAUGCUCUCUCCUACUAUAUGCGUGAGCAUAAAUGCUUUCCACCGAAUACCAAUUUGCAGGACAAUUUGGAUCUCUAUUUUCAAUUGUGCGCAAUUGAAACCAACGUGGAUACUCUGGCCGUAAUGGCGGCUACACUCGCAAAUGGUGGAGUAUCACCGCUGAGUGAAGAACGCGUGGUUUGCAAUCGUGCUGUCCGUGAUACUUUAUCGCUGAUGUAUUCAUGCGGAAUGUACGAUUAUUCGGGACAGUUUGCUUUCAAGGUUGGCUUACCGGCAAAAAGCGGUGUUUCGGGUGAUAUGAUUAUCGUUGUGCCGAAUGUUAUGGGUAUUUGCUUGUAUUCACCACCACUUGAUGCCCUUGGUAACACAGUUCGUGGCGUCGCAUUUGCAACGCAGUUCGUUGAAAAAUUCAAUUUUCAUAAUUAUGAUAGUCUUGUUUACUCGGAGACGGACAAAAUUGACCCACGGAAAAACAUCCGAGAAGUGAAGUACGAAAACAUAUCCAACAUGAUGUAUGCUGCAAGAAGUGGUGAUAUCUCAUCAAUCCAACGAUAUCUUUUGCUCGGUGCAAGUAUCGCUGAACGAGAUUAUGACGAUCGAACAGUGCUUCAUGUUGCGGCCGCACAUGGCAAUGAAAGUGUUCUGAAAUUCUUGCUUGAGCGAUGGCAAGAAAGUCCUGACCCAGAAGAUCGAUACGGGCGAAAACCAAUUGAUGAUGCCAAUGCGUUCGGACACGAAAGGUGUGCCGAAAUUCUGAAUAAGGCUUUGGAAAAGUACGAACACGAGCAUAAUGAAGCGAGAAAUGCGGAUGCUAUGCAGGCUUAA